AUGAAUCCAAAUGGAGAACAUUCGAACGAUUCGAGACAAAGCCUUGUGAUUGGCUUUACAAUUACGUUUAUCGUAAUAGCAACAGUAUUCAUCGGAAUCAGAUUGUAUUUGAGGAGGUACCUCAAAAAAUGUUGGGGUCUCGAUGGCUCGAUAUUCUUGGUCUCCGCCCUACUCAUCAUGUUUCAAAGUGCCAACAUAAUUGCAAAUGAGGUAUACGGCAGUUUAGGGUUGCACGUUUGGGAAGCUUCACCCGAAGCUCUGAAAAGAGAUAGACAAUUUUUCACUGCCGCUGUUCUUCUUUAUCAAGUGUCUACUACGUCGAUUAAAGCCACCUUUCUUCUCCAAUACCGACGAGCCUUCGCAUUACCCUUCGUUAAGCUAUUCUGCGACAUAGCUCUUGCUUUCAUCCUCAUCAUCAUGAUAUCGAUGCUCUUAUCUGGGGGUUUGGUUAUGAGAAUGGCGCUUCUUAAUUCUGAAGACGGAUCCCAAGGUGCCAGUAUCUUUUUGACUUGGGCGUAUGCAAAUGCAUCCAUCCACUUUCUCACAGACAUCAUCAUCUUCUUCUUCCCGAUCCCUAUCGUUGGUCGACUGAAACUCGCAACCAUACAAAAAGCUGGUCUUGUCGGAAGCUUUGCUGUUGGCCUCUUUACUUGUGGGGUUUCGAUUUUCAGGAUCAGUACCUUCCAAUCGAGCCUUGAUGGUAUAGAUUCGUUCUAUCGAGGCGUUCCUCUUUCUUUAUUAAGCAUAGCUGAGCCAACCUCUGCACUUGUGUGCGUUUGCGUGCCUCUUUUAAGGCCGUUAUUAGCUCGAUCUCGCUCCCAUGCUGCUGUGCAACAAGAUUGUAGGCCCGUGGCAGAUCUCCCAGACGUAUCAGCCGCCAAUGGAGUGUCUCCAUUAGAUACAGCAGACCUUUCACGCCCUGCCAGCCCCAUAACACCGCGAACUGAUUCGACAGCCGUCUCAUAUAAAGCGCAGAUCCAAUAG
This is a messenger RNA of Colletotrichum truncatum, 984 nucleotides long. NCBI's taxonomy places the organism in Eukaryota, Fungi, Ascomycota, Sordariomycetes, Glomerellales, Glomerellaceae. The record is from RefSeq and is a predicted model, not a curated record.